GGCAGAAAAGAGUUGCAGUUGAUGCAUCCAUUUGGAUUCAUCAAUUUAUGCGAACUAUGCGAGACAGAGAAGGCAAUGCCUUAAAGAAUGGUCAUUUACUUGGAUUCUUUCGACGUAUUUGUAAACUUUUAUUUUUUGAUAUAAAACCAGUAUUUGUAUUCGAUGGCGGAGCUCCUUCAUUAAAACGAAAUACAAUUAGAGAAAGACGAAAACGUAGAGAAGGUGUUAAAGUGAACUUGAGAGCUACAGCAAAAAAAAUUCUUAGUGCACAAUUAAAAUCAAGAGUUUUAUCCCAAGAAGAGAAAAGGUUUUUUUUUUUAAUAGACACACGGACAUACUAUUAUAUAUCAAAGGAUUUUAUAUAUGUGUAUUUAUUUAUUUAUUUUAACUAGACUGCGUGGUGGUGAGCCGCUAAAUGAGAAAGAAGAAGAGAAUUAUAUUUAUGUCGACCAAUUAACAGAAUCAAGUCGUAAAAAACGAAGAUUGGAUCCAUAUGAACUUCCAGAAAUGAAACAAGAUGAAUUAAACUCACGUUUACAUAAACUUGAUCCACGUUUUGUCACAACAGAAGAAAUGCAGAGCUUUGUAAAUGAGUUUGAUUUAUCUGGGCUUGAUAUUGAUUCUGAAGCAUUUCAUGCUUUACCGACAGAGAUACAGUAUGAAAUUAUCCAAGAGCGUACAUGGAAAUCCCGAACGACUUCAGCAGCUCGAUUAGAUGAAAUGGUACGUGGAUCUAAGACAGCUUUAGAUUUUUCAAAACAACAGAUCAAGCAAUUACAAUAUAGAAAUGAAAUGAGACAAAGAUUGUUAAAUGUAAAUAAUGCUUCAAAUGGUAUCUCAGUGGAACCUGUACGUAUUGCAAGCGAGCGUGGAAGAGAAUAUAUUUUAUAUAAAAAUGAAAAUAUAGAUGAAGGCCUCGGAUGGAAGUUACCUGGCUUAAGUGCAUCUAAUCCAGUCGAUUUAGAUCCUGUUCCUUCUCAUUCUGAACCAAAGUUAGAAAUUCCUAAAGACAAGCAGGAAGAAAAUAUGCCUCUUGACGAAUCUAAUGAUAAGGUUGCAGCUGCAAUAGCCUCUAAUCCUAAACUUGCUGCUUUAGUUGAACAGUUCCUGAGUAGCGAUGAAGAGGAAGAAGAUGAAAAAAGAAACAAAGAUAUUAUGAAUGAAAAGGAAGAUAUGGAUGAUGAUGAUGAACCUUUGUUUAUGGAGGGGAAAAAAGACAGAACAUCUAGUCAUGUUAUCAAUGAAUAUGUUCAUGAUGAUGAUAACGAUGCAGCUAUCCAACAAGUUAUUUCUCGUAUUUAUGGAAAUGAAAAUGAACCAAGUGAUAAAGAGAAAUUAUUAAAAGAAAAGGAGAGUAUUGAACUUCUUGGCGCAGAAGAUUUUUAUGAGUUAUGGCUUUCUAGAGUACCUGAUGCAUUUAUCUAUCUUUACUCAUUUAAUAAUGAAUAUAAAAAUAUAUUAAGAAGAGCUAUUGAGCAAUUGGAUAUGGAGAGCCUUUUAAAGGAGUUGCAAUCUGUACGUAAACAAUUCGGGAAAACAAAUGAAGGAGAUGAGUUGACACUAGAAUCCUUGCAGUUCUUGGAAGGCUUUUAUGAAAGUGUAGUUAAAUGGAAACUGAAUCAAGAUGAAGAGGAAGUGUUUGUAGAUGUGUCAAGCAAGGAAAUAGAGGAGGAUAUGCACAUUCGAACCCCUUCAGAGCCAGUAAGAGAAGAUCAAGAUGUGAUUAUGUUGGACGAUGAGGAAGAUGAGGAAGAUAUUCAAUUUGUGGAGACAGUAAAUGAAACAUAUGAUGGGGCAGUAGCCUCAAACACGGAUGACAAUAAAGGAUCUUUUAAUGAUGAAGUAAUAGUACAUGAAAUGAAUAAAGAGGAUGUCAGAGAAGGAGAAGCAGUAGAUAAAAGUACAAAUGAUCAUCAUGUACAUAUCAAUAUAAAUCAAUCGUCACUGCAGUUAGGCAAUACAGAGCUUUCAAGUCAUUUUACUGACUAUAAAGAUGAUACACCAUCUCUACAAUCAGAAAAAGAUACAAGUGUUAUUGUUGAAGGUGAAUUAAAGAGUGCUAAUAAAGAAAAGGAAGGAUUAUUGAAGAUGAACGAUAAAAGAGUUGAAGAGAAUGAAACGAUGACCAUGGUCGAUCAUAGUGUCCAAGCCACAACUGACACUCAUGGUUAUAAUUCUGAAGAGGAGUUAGAUGGUAAUGUGGAAGCAGAAGAAGAUGAAUAUGCACGAUUUUUAUCAGAUAUUGCCCUGAAAAAGUUGGAUGAUAUAAAAAAUGAGCUUUAUCAAGAUAUGAAAAAGUUAAAUAAGCAACAACGAAAAGAAAUGGGAAAUUCAGAUGACAUUACAGAUCAAAUGGUGCAAGAUAUUCAAGAACUCUUAAAGUUAUUCGGAAUACCUUAUGUUGUUUCACCUAUGGAAGCAGAAGCACAAUGUGCAGAAUUAGAAAAGUUAAAUUUAGUAGACGGAACAAUUACAGAUGAUUCAGACGUAUUCUUAUUUGGUGCCACUCGUGUUUAUAAAAACAUGUUUAAUCAACAACGAUACGUUGAAUGUUAUCAAAGACAGGAUAUUGAGCGAGAAAUGCUAUUGACGCGUAAAAAGUUGAUUCAACUAGCAUUUUUAUUAGGAAGUGAUUAUACUGAAGGUAUCCCGGGUGUAGGUCCUGUAGCAGCUAUGGAAAUUUUAGCUGAAUUUUCUGGAUCUCAAGAUGAAGAAGAAAAAUUAGAAUUACCAUUACAAAGAUUUAAAGACUGGUAUAAUAGUGGAAAAGAUGAUACACCCUUUCAAAAGAAGUUUAGAAAGAGACAUCACUCUCUUGAUAUUUCUGAUGAUUUUCCUAAUCUAAUCGUUAUUGAUGCUUAUUAUAAUCCGACAGUGGAUCACUCUUCACAAAAGUUUGAAUGGGGACAUCCUCAGUUAGAUUCACUUCGUAUUUUUUUGAUGGAAGCCUUUGGAUGGCCUGAAGAAAAGGCAGAUCAAGUCCUCUUGCCAGUAUUGCGUGAAAUGAACAAAAAGAAAGUAAGUUUUUUUCUCUAAAAUUAAAAGGAAAAAAGAAAAGUUGACUUUUUUUAAUUAUUAUAGGCUACUGGGGAACAAGUAACGAUUAAUUCCUAUUUCAAUGUGAAUAAUAACAUAUCUUCUUUUACUUCAACUCAUAACAAAAAACACUCAAGUAAAAGAGUACAGAAUAUUGUUGAAAAUUGGAGAAAACAAAAGAAUGCAAAAAGAAAAAGAUAAAUCAUUUUGUGUAUAUAAAAAAUACCUUUUUUUCUCUUUUAGAAUCAAAUUGUAAAUACUGCUUAAUAUAUGAAUUUACUCGUUUUUUUAUGGCGUAUUUUUCUAUUGGUUGAAGCUUAAUUUUAACUUUAAAUUUCUCC
Cokeromyces recurvatus is the source of this 3377-nucleotide messenger RNA. RefSeq lists its product as uncharacterized. Gene Ontology annotation, biological process: nucleotide-excision repair. Gene Ontology annotation, molecular function: single-stranded DNA binding; DNA endonuclease activity. The record is from RefSeq and is a predicted model, not a curated record. The transcript is spliced from 4 exons. Lineage: Eukaryota; Fungi; Mucoromycota; Mucoromycetes; Mucorales; Mucoraceae. Gene Ontology annotation, cellular component: nucleus. The coding region runs from base 364 to 3036 and encodes 890 amino acids.